CAUUGCAUCUCUUUUCAUUUUAUCUCUCUCGGCUCUCUCUCUCUCUCACGUUCUUUUUCGUCGUUGUGUGUGUGUGUGUGUCGAUUAUUUUCAUUUUUCAACCCAAAAAACCCAUUUCCCGUCUUUCUUCUUGAUUCAUUCAACGCCCAGCAGACGGACAGCCGAGCGCGUGGUGGAAAGUGAAUCCAUUGGCGCCCAAUCGCAAAAAAAAACGGUGUGACAACAACAACAACAACAGUAGCACAACUGUCAGAGAGAGAGACGUUGGAAGCUGGGCGAAACAAGUGAAAGCCGAAAGAAAUUCCGUCAAGUUUAGAAACAAAAACAAAACGGGUGCGAUCGUACCCCGGCACGUUGACGACAUGUCGACGGCACUCGUCCACCUGUUGCUGAUUUUUGUAUUUGGCGCCGCCCACGCCCUGCCCGUCGACCAGUGGACGUCCGAGUCGGCCCUGGUGGAAGUCACCACCAAAGUCGAAGGAACGAGUUCAUCCGCAUCGUCGCUCCUGCUGGCCGACCAGUUGUUGGCCGACGACGCGUCGUCGUUGAUGGGCAGCCAGAGCCGGCAGAAGCCAGCCGACGAUGGAGGCAUCGAAUUCCCCAACACGGCCUUCAUUCCGGGCGAUUUGACGGAACAACUAUCCGUCGAUGGAUUCUUCUCCUUGUGGUUCGUCUUCCUCGACGACGACGUCUUCACCUCAGACAAGGAGUUCACCAUCCUGGCGCCCAGCAAUAGCGCCCCCAUGAGGCCGUCACCCACUGCGGACGACAAGGAUCGAGUCCGCCAGUUGCUGCUCAAUCACAUCGUCCUGGGACGGGCCGUCAACAUCUCAUCCGACCUGUCCUCCUCACUCAGCCCGCCCUGGUACAAAGACAACAGCCUCAACAACAAGAAAACACUGACUGUCACCACCUUGGGCGGCAGGCAACUUCAUUUCAAAACCAGAAAAGACGGGACAGCGGUCGUCAAUGGCAUCAGGAUUGUUGGCAAAGAGGUGCGAGUGCCACCCAACGGAGUCAUCAUCGUCUUGGAGGAUUACCUGUUCAUGGACGAGUAUCACGGCGAUGUGGAAGGAUCCGAGUCUCAGCUGUUUAGCGCCAUCCCCAUGGUGACCGCCUCCGACGGCAGCGAUCACUUUCCCAUGAUCGAAUUGGGCACCGCUCACGACGACGAAAGCGGUGGACACGAGGGAGAAACGGUGAAACACGAACCAGUUGGAUCGGUCCUGAUCGAUCGCCAAAAGUUGAUCCCGACCAACGUCAGUCGGCCGUUUUACGAGGAGCUGGUGGAAGUGCUCAACUUUCUCCGCAGCGGCACUUCCGAUUUCUUGCGCUACCUGGAACAAGUCAACAUUUCCAGUUCCUUCUUGGACGAUGAAGAGUACACGGCGUUUAUCCCGAUGGACGACUCGUUCGCCCAGUGGUACCCGAUCGAUUGGGGAUUCAAUCCGUUCGACGUGGAAUCCUUCGUCAAAGAGACGAUGAUGAAUCAUUUCGUUCGAGGGCGAGUCAAGCAAAAGGAAAUCAAAGACGGGGACGAGUUGACGACUCUCGGCGGCAAGACGCUCACUUUCUCUUUCUCGCCCAUCGGCAAAUUGAUAGUCAACGAUCUGGAAGUCUUUGACGGCGACACGCCCGUCUCCAUGGGCAACAUUCAAUUCGUCGGCGAUUUGCUCUUUGUCAACUCGACGGUCGUCAGGGAGUUGAACGCCCGCCAUCGCGACGUCGAAUCGGCCCCGCUCGUCACAUCACCCUGGUACUCGUCCCAGUUCCUCUCGCACACCUACCGGGAGCUCAGCACUCGCCAGCAGUCGCCCAGCAUCGUCUCCGGAAGCGGAAGCGGAAGCAGCCAUCCUUCCUUCAGUCUGGCUCUGGAUUACAUCAACCAGACGCAGCCGCAGCUGAGGGACGACCUGCCCAGUCACGACGACUGGAAGAUGAUCACCUACACCUUUUUCGUCCCCAAAGACUCGGCCUUUUUCAAUUUGUGGCCGCAGGACACGGCCGAUCCGUUCGUCAUUGACGACGAAUUCCGGCGCGACGUCUUCCUCAACCAUUUCGUGCGACGUCGGUUGUAUCACGAUCGAGACCUAGUCGACGGGGCCGUCAUCACCAUGGCCGGCAACAAGACGGCCACCAUCUCCCGCGUUGCAAAUGUGACGAAAAUCAACGACGCCAUUAUCGAAGAGGCCGACAUUUUCAUUUACAAUUUGGGGACGGUGUUCGUGAUCGACCGGGUCCUCUUUGCAAGUCAGGAGCGAAUCAGUCAGGUGCUGACCAAGAACGCCGACCGCAUCCCUUCGUUCGGUUUGAGCGGAACAGAUGGCGCACCACCUUCUUCUUCUUCUUCUUCUUCUUCCUCUUCUUCGGCGAUGACUCACAAUAACGCAGCAGAAGAAAGUCAGACGCUGGUUGUCGACCUGCUGGCUGAGUUGACGACCACCGAGUCGACGGCGGGCAAACUCGUCAUUCGCGAAUGAGAAGACAGGCUACAAUAAUAAUCGAUGAUGACGUAAUUAUUUGAUACCCUCCACCACACUAUACAAGUGCCAUUUUGAUUUGCAAUUUUUGCCAGUCGUCGUCCCCAUCGAAACGACCAAGUUUUUUUCCUUUUAAUUUUUUAAAUUCAAAAGUGCCCAAAACAAAAGAAAACAAAAAGAAGCGCUAAUUUUUUAUGUACAAAUGAGAAAUGUUGGGAUUGAUGGGCGUACGCGACGAUCGUUCAAUUUGCCUUUUUUUUUUUUUGCAUCUACCUGGCGAUUUCGUGCAAGUAGCCACUGGUGUUUAUUCUAUUCUAUUUUGAGCAGUUCAUACUAAUGUUUUCUAUAAUAUCCUCCAACUAUUUUCCCUUUUAUUUUAUUACACACAAACCGUAUAUACAUAUAUAAUAAUAGUAUAUAGGCACCUCUUUUUUUUACCGUUUUAUAUACCCAUCACCACGUAUCUAUAAUUGUAUAUGUAAUCUAAUCAGCGUAUAUACUAUAACUAUUGCCGUGUGCCGAGACGCAUCCUCAACCAUUUUCUUUUUGUGCAUUUCAGUACUGUACCCUAUUACAUUUUGUAUUAUGAAAAAUAUAUUAUCUGCAAAAUUGA
Daphnia pulicaria is the source of this 3093-nucleotide messenger RNA. RefSeq lists its product as uncharacterized. The record is from RefSeq and is a predicted model, not a curated record. Bases 363 to 2480 code for a protein of 705 amino acids. Gene Ontology annotation, molecular function: cell adhesion molecule binding. Gene Ontology annotation, cellular component: extracellular matrix. Gene Ontology annotation, biological process: extracellular matrix organization; cell adhesion. The transcript has 7 exons. NCBI's taxonomy places the organism in Eukaryota, Metazoa, Arthropoda, Branchiopoda, Diplostraca, Daphniidae.